This is a messenger RNA of Naumovozyma dairenensis CBS 421, 2109 nucleotides long. It is a transcript of the gene YVC1, whose product is annotated as Yvc1p. Gene Ontology annotation, molecular function: monoatomic ion channel activity. Gene Ontology annotation, cellular component: membrane. The transcript has a single exon. The record is from RefSeq and is a predicted model, not a curated record. The coding region runs from base 1 to 2109 and encodes 702 amino acids. NCBI's taxonomy places the organism in Eukaryota, Fungi, Ascomycota, Saccharomycetes, Saccharomycetales, Saccharomycetaceae. Gene Ontology annotation, biological process: transmembrane transport; monoatomic ion transport.
AUGACAUGCGAUGAGAUGAAGGUGAAGGUGGAUCUUGAAGUGGAAAAGAACCAAGAUAGCUCUGUUUAUCAACCAACUUAUGCUGGUUUUACGAAAUUUACCAUGUCAUAUCAAACAUUACCAUUAACUAGACAAGAUUGUCCUCUUGAAGGAUUUUGCCCGGGAGAACAUAAUGUCCCAAAUCCACGUCAAAUUUUAAAAAUUGCUUUGAAUUUGAAAUUCUUAAUUGAUGAAACCAUUAAGGUAGCCCUCAGUACUGAUGAAAUAAUACAAGAUGGUUCCUCUAUUUUAAAUUCAAAAAUUGUAACUCUCGCAUACGAUGCAUGUGGUGGGAAUCACAAUGAUAAGAGAAAUCUCCUCAAGUAUAGAUCUGUCAUUAUCUUUGCCAUAUUAAGAGUAGUUAAAUGGAAUAAUGAACUAGCUUUGAGAGAAUUACAUGAUUCAGAAUUAUAUGAAAUGAGAUCCUUGGCUUCUCAAAAAUUAUGUAAAAUGAUUAUUGAUAAAGAAGAAACUAGAGAUUUAGAUUUCUUAUUCAUGCAACUAUUGUUACGUAAAUAUGUUAUUAAUGAGAAAGAUAAAGAUAUGGAACCAAUGAAUGCAGUAGAGUUGGCUACCGAUUUACAUUGUAUUAUAGUUAUCGGAUCAAGUGGAUUUCAAAGAUGUUUGAAAUGGGUUUGGAGAGGUUGGAUUCUUCAAAAUUAUCGAGAUCCGACAAUGUUCAUCAAGGAUGAGAAAAUUUCAUCUAUGAAAUUCAUGGACCAUUUCAACCCAGAGCGGAUCAAGACACCAAAAUAUCAAAAUAUCUUACAAAUUCUCUUCGCAGUAGUAUUUUUAAUUCUGUAUACUAUCGUGGUAAAUGGGAAAAGUGGAACCAAUGUGGUACCAUUGGAUUUCUGGGAAUAUAUCUUUUACUUAUUCACUUUGGGUUAUAUAUCAAGUGAAUUUUCAAAAUUUUAUUACAUUGGCAACGCCUACUUUUCUUUUUGGACAUGUUUCAAUGACACAUUAUAUGGUAUUGUAUUAACAUCUAUGAUAUUCCGUUUUAAUAGUUUAUAUUCAUUCAAAUUGGACAAACCUGGUGAAGAUUAUGAUAGGAUAUCUUAUAGAAUUCUUUCGUGCGCUGCUCCCUUUGUAUGGUCAAGAUUAUUACUUUAUUUAGAAUCUGAAAGAAUUGUUGGAGCGUUGCUGGUAGUCUUAAAACAUAUGUUACAACAAUCAAUAGUAUUUUUUGCAUUGUUAUUAUUGAUCAUGCUUGGGUUCCUUCAAGGGUUCUUAGGAUUAGAUUCAGCGGAUGGGAAACGUGAAAUAACUAUGCCAAUAUUAACCAAUUUGAUCAUAACAGUGUUUGGAUUAGGUACUUUUGAUAUGUUUGAUAGAUUCGCACCACCUUAUGCUGCAAUAUUAUAUUACGGAUACUGUUUCAUUGUCACUGUUAUCUUGCUGAAUAUUCUAAUUGCUCUAUAUGCGAAUGCAUAUCAAGAGGUGAUUGAGAAUACUGAUGAUGAGUAUAUGGCAUUAAUGUCACAAAAGACCUUAAGAUUUAUUAGAGCUCCCGAUGAGGAUGUUUUUGUUGCUCCUUUAAAUUUGAUCGAAAUAUGUACUGUCCCAGUAACAAGAUUGCUUUCAAUGGAGAAAAGAAGAGAUUUAAAUUAUUUAAUAAUGUUAAUUCUUUAUAGUCCGAUGUUAUUAUAUGUUGCUAUCAAGGAAGUUCAUGUGGCUAAAAGAAUUAAAUACAAUCGUUUAAAUAAUCUUCCAGAUGAUGCCAAUGAAACGGAUACAGAAUGGGAUUUGACAGAUGGAUAUUUUGGGUUUGAAGACAGUUUAUUUGAUGAUGUUGAAUCUGAGAUUGGAAUUCGUAAAACAACUUUGAAAAAUAAAAGGUCUUUAGAAUUACAAAGGGAGGCUGAGAAUGUAGACAAACACUUUGUUGUCUCAAAAGAAUGGUAUAAAAAAGUUCAAAAAUUAAAAUCGUCAUCUGAGAGAACGACGUCAAAUGGUCUGACAAAGGAACAAUUAGAAGCAAGGCUCAGGAAAACUGAAGAAAAGAUUUCGGACCUCGCAACAUCUAUAAAUAAUCUUACAGAAGUGAUUAAAGAGAAGAAUGGUUAG